AUGAAUUUUCAACUAUCCUGUGCGAUAUUUCUGACUUCUGUGUGUGCAGCGCAACUGGUUCGUCCACCAGUUUGGAAUUUCAAUCAACCCUUUGGUGGUCCUCAACAUCCUGCCUUCCUGGAUGGAGCAUGGAUGGAAGUAGGGGCUCCUAAUGGGCCUUCUCCCUUUCCUUUCAAUAGUCCGAAUGCAGUUCAACCUGGUCGGCCAGAAUUUGCUAGUUCACAGCCUCAAGAAUACAAAGUGCUUCGUGGUGUUGAUGGUACGUCCGUGUUUUCCUUGCCAAAAACCAAAGCUACAAGUACGGAUGAUGACAGCACAGUGGAGGAAAUUUUACGACUGUUCGACAAGCUUGAUCCCAUCCCAGAGCAAUAUCAAUCUCCCAUAUUCCCACCAACGCCUGGAUUUCCUCCCCUACUGAACCAAUAUCCGUUCAUCCGUUCACCGCUUGGUUUUCUACCGGGCUUUCCAUAUACUCUACCUCCAGGAUUCUUUCCUGGAAACCCACUGUGGUCAAGAGACUAUAGAAUGUUUGGUGGGACAUUAUUCCCACCCUUCUUCCCUCCGAUAUAUCCGUUACCACCGGUACAAAAGAGAAGCAAAUCCAACAGUCCACGAACAAUAUUUUCCUAUCUUCUUGGAACGAAUGGCAUGCUACCCGGAGGAAAGGAUUCCAAAGAAAAUCGAGUCCCAGUUCGCUAUAUGACCGGCGGUCAAAGAAAACGUUCUGGUGACGUUUCAAAGCGCUCGAACAACAAGAAAUGGUUUCAACGUGAUAAAAAGAAUAAACCCGGUGAACAACAAAGAAGCUCAAAGUCAGAUCGUAUACGUUUUGAGCGUAUCUCUCCCAGGUUGAGACUUCAGUGA
This is a messenger RNA of Opisthorchis viverrini, 864 nucleotides long. RefSeq lists its product as hypothetical. NCBI's taxonomy places the organism in Eukaryota, Metazoa, Platyhelminthes, Trematoda, Opisthorchiida, Opisthorchiidae. The record is from RefSeq and is a predicted model, not a curated record. The coding region runs from base 1 to 864 and encodes 287 amino acids. The transcript has a single exon.